Molecule: messenger RNA, 10117 nt
Organism: Motacilla alba alba
Lineage: Eukaryota; Metazoa; Chordata; Aves; Passeriformes; Motacillidae
Gene: ATXN7
Product: ataxin 7
Exons: 12
Coding region: 3561-6134 (857 amino acids)
Source: RefSeq, a predicted model, not a curated record
GCAUGCUGUUUGUAGGCAAACAUUUAAUCAUAGUGUUGCCAGCCAUGUUUAAUCUAUUGUUAAAUCUACCUAGUGAGCUUUAAAACUGAGUUUUCCUUUUCUGUAUGUUUUGUUUCCUAUUUUUGUCUCUUUUCUUUGCUUUUGCAGGCUAUGAUAUAUAUUUUGUUUGUUUAUGCUUUUUUCACAUCAUUAUUUGACUGUUUUCUCUGCAUCAUAUCAUCUACUGUUUUCUGCUGUUUUCCUGCCUCAUAUUUUUCCUUCUCUACUUUCUCUUUGAGCUUAACUCCUCUUCGUGCUUUCUCUCUGUUCUCCAAAUACUUGUUCUCAUUCACAGGUAUGAGCACUUCAUGGUUUUUCACACAUUGUCUCAGUCCCAGUGCUACUGCUUGGGCUAUUUUGCUUCCUCAGAUAAGUCCUUAGAACGAACCAAGGGCAUUUCCAAGCUCCUUUUUGUUGUGUUAAAGAGAAGUAUUGGCUUCUAGGCAGUUUUACACACUUGAAUGUUCUCCCCACUCCUGGCCAGGUUCACCCCACUUAACUCUUGAUGUGUAAUGCAGGUGCCUAAUUUAUAUGCGUGGUCAUCCAUGGCUACUUCGGGGGUCAGUGGGAAGAGAAGUGCUUCUUUGAAUUGUGGUUUGCACCAGGAGGGACCAAACUGAGCCCAGAAGUAUUCCUUCCUCUCUGCUGACCACCAAAGGAGCUUUAGAUGACAGCUCUUCUAACCAGAUGUCUCAGAUUUGUAACAGCCACCUCUGUUAAAGUACAUGUGUUUUCAAUUCUGAUCUACUUCUAACAUGAUGGAUUUUCAGGGGUUUCCCUAUUUUUCCUUAAAAUAAUUAAUGCAUCCAUGUACAACAUUAUGGAAACAAUGUAAGAAAAUUGAUCUAGUGUGCUUUAAAGAGCCCAAACAAUGUAUUCAGCCUAAUGACUUUGUGAGGAAAGAAAGUUCUCGCCACUUCCAGUCCUUGUAAAAUUAGUUUUUCAUCUGCCCCUAUUCCUGCUGUCUGACUAAUCGGUCUUGUGCACUUGAACUGAUGAACUGAUCCUUCUGCUGCCACUUCCCUCCCUCUGCUGGAAUACUGAUGUACUCACGGCACAGUGAGAAAAUAUUGCAGCACAGGAAGGUUUACAAAAGGACAGCCUGAGGCCCAGACUGCAGAAUUAGAUCUUGAGUGGGAAUAUAUAGGCAAAGAAGAAAAGCUGUGAAAGAGGGAGGCUAAAAAUGCCACAGCCUGAUUGAAAGAGCAGAGAAGAGCCAGAAAGGGGAUAACCAGAGCUGUAUGAAAAAACAGUGGCAUGUGCUUUUACCUGUGUGGCUGGCACUCCUGAAGCAAGAGGCACUUCUGAGUGACUUGAUGAGUGUCAGUUUUAGAAACUAAGAAGUUUAUAAUCUAUUGGCUUGUUAAUGUAGUUAGUUAAUUGAUGUAAUUUUGCCAUUUUUUGCAUAAUUUGACGUAAAUACAUUGGUAAUGUUUAAAGAAAAGAAUCAUGUGAUGUGUGAAGAUGAAAUUGAUCUGCCAUGGUCAACUCUGUCACUGUUAAAGAGUAGGUGAUGGUGUUCCAUGACUCUGGUCACUUGUCAGUGUAUUUGCUUUAUGUUUUAUGUAAAGUAAAUAAUAGAAAAACCCUUUAUGAAUUUGAUGGACACUUGGACAUGUCAAGGUUUCUUUUUCAAACUGCAGCUGAGGCAGCUUUCUGACAGCUUACUCCAGGAUAAAGGAAAGCUGCAUGAAUGAAGUUUGUCAUAUAAAUGAGAGUAUUUGGCACAGAGAAUAUAGAUCUGUCUGUAACCUGCUUUAUCCUAUGCCUGGAGUCUGCAUUCAGCUAUGGAUACUAUCUUAGACUCCAUUUGUGGAGCACUGUUGAAGAACUAAGCUUGGAAGAAAUCAGGCAUAGGCUUUUUUCCUGUCUGGCUUCUACACCACAAAAAAAGCUGAGGUUUAUGUUCAGAAGCUGUUCAGCACCUGACAGACAUUUUUCUUCCAGUGGUGUUCUUAGCUUUAAUUAUACGUAGUGUUCCAUAUUAUAAAGCAUGCUAUUUGAUAAUUAAUCAAACAAUAAUGCACUCCAUUCAUCUUUAGACUCUAGUUCCAUGAACACCUUUAUUCAGACUAAGAUGAAGAGUUUUGGGAAGCUACAGGCAGGGCAGUGUAACUGUCUGAAACAUCAGGGCCCAGCUCAAGAGGCUGAUGGCCUUUGAUAAUUAAUUCUGCUUCAAAUGCCUGCAGUAGAAGUCAGUGUUGCUCUCUUUACCUAAGUUUUAUGGUGUUGGCCUUUUAUGAAGAGCUAAGUUAGACUUCAAGCUGAUCAGGAGGAGAGAAAAAUCAUGCUAGCUGCUCUGUAUUAAUCUGCAGUUUUACGAGACACAUUCUGAGUGUGACAUAAAUUAUCAUUUGGGUGGAACACUGAAACUAGUCUUAUAAUUACAGCCUAUGCUAUUCCAUGUGAUGAGCUUGAAUUUAUAGACCUUUUAUAUGCAUAAAUUUGGAAAGAAACAUCUCUAGCUUGUAUAGUCCCACACUUGAAAUAGAAAAUGAAAAUUAGUAAGCCUGUGUGUAUAUGCACCUCUGCAGGUUAAACAAAUUUAUUUACUGUUCUGAUUUCUGCUGUGGUUUUGCAAAUACAUGUGAGGGAUCUGUCAGCAGUUCCACUGUCAGUGCCAGUCCCGUGCUCUCGAGUACCUGUAGAGGAGACAGCACAUCAGAUUUACAUAUUUUUAGCUGUUCUUCGAGGAUGUUGUUACUGGCAGUGGCAUCAAGUGUGGUGAGAAAUCGUUGCCUGACAGUUUGACAUUGGUAUUGAACACUCUAGUGGAGAAAACUCUGUAAUAAAUGAAUUCUAAACCCAGGGUUUUUAAUCAAAGAACUUGAUUUUGCAAAGCGAAGACUUUGUUACUUAGAGUUAGCAGGUACGACGGCAUCCUUUAAUCCUCGCUUUUGACACGGCACGACGUCAUCGCAAAGUUUAAGCAAGGGGGGAAAAAAUAGCUGUUUAAAAAAGAAAUGGGGAAUAACAAUGAGAAGGCCCUCUCCCUGGGAGACAGGUUUCGGGUAUAGCGGGGGCAGCAGCGCGCAGGAAGCUCGCUUGGUGUCCCCCCGGUGCCGGGCGAGCGCGGAGGGCGGGGAGGGGACGGGAGGAGCCGGGGGGACGGGACGGGAGCGCCCGCCCGGAGCGCGUUUCCUGCUCGCCGCUGCCUUUAAGGAGGCGCCGGGUUUAAGGUGGACCGGGAUGAGGGCGGGGCGCGCCCGCCCGGCUCCGCCCGCCGCGUCGCUCUCCGGUCCGCCCCCCUGGCCGGGGCAGCGGGUGCCAGGCGGGGUUGUGAUGCGGCCGUUGUUUUUGUAGGGUCGCGGGGCCGCGGUGCGGAGGUAGCGAGGCGGCCCAUGGAGCCGGGGCACGCCUGGCAGGCGGCGUAGCCCCGCUCGCCCCCGCUCCCUUCCGCCGCUUUGUUAGCGCGAACACAGGCGCGCCUCACCUACACGGUGAAGAGGAAGGCAGCGCUCCCCGCACAAUAAUGGGCACCCGGGCGCUGCCCCCCGGGCCGCCGCAGAGCAGCGGAAAGAAUGUCGGCGCGGGCCGCGGGUGACGUCAGGAGGGAGCAGCGCGGCGCGGCCGCCAGGCAGCGGCAGCGGCGGCCCCGCCACGGCGAGGGAGGAGGCGGAGGAGGCGGGAGCGGCGCCGGCCCCGCCGCCACCGCAGCGGCAAUGGCGGCCGUCGGGGAGCGCAGGUCCCUGCCCAGCCCCGAGGCGAUGUUGGGGCAGCCCUGGAGCCACUGGGUCGAUGCUGCUAAACUUCACGGGAACGACGGAACAGCAUUAGAAGAAAGUUUCAAGGAAUACGGGAGAAACCGAGAAGCGAUGCGACUUUGCCGAGAAGAUAUGCCAAUAUUUGGUCUUUGCCCGGCUCAUGAUGAUUUCUAUUUGGUGAUGUGUAACCACUGUAAUCAGGUCGUAAAACCACAGGCAUUUCAAUCACAUUAUGAAAGAAGACACAGCUCCUCCAGCAAGCCGCCUUUGACUCCUCCCUCCUCUUCAGUAUUUUCCCUCAUUUCAUCUUUCCCUUCAAAAAACAAAGGUAGCAGUGGAAGUGGGAGCAGUCGUUCAUCCAGUGGAGGUACUAGUGCAUCAUCAUCAAAUUCCAAGCUGUUGAAAUCACCCAAAGACAAGCUGCAGAUCAGCGGAAACAACAGGUUAAUGCAUUCGGUACAGCACAGCAAAGUUCCCCAUGACAAAAUUAUGACUCCAUCUGUCAAAGUGGAAAAGAUUCAUCCAAAGAUAGAUGGUGCCCAACUGAAAGCUGCUGUUGGUCCAACUUGUUCUACUACUGUGAGUUCCUCAAUAAAGACUGGCCUUAAUUGUCCCUCAAUACCAAAGCCACCCUUGCCUUCCCCUGGACAGAUACUGAAUGGUAAAGGUCUUCUCUCUGUGCCUCCAUUUUUGGAAAAGAAACCUGAAGAAAAUACGAAUAAUAGGAAAUUUUUACAUAAAAGAUUGUCAGAGAGAGAAUUUGAUCCUGAUAUAUACUGUGGUGUCAUUGAUGUGGAAACCAGGAAACCUUGUACUAGGUCUUUAACAUGCAAGACACAUUCCUUAACCCAGCGGAGGGCUGUACAGGGUCGAAGAAAACGAUUUGAUGUGUUAUUAGCUGAGCACAAAAGCAAAACCAGGGAAAAGGAACUUCUUCGACAUUCGGAUCAUCAUCAGCAGAUGCCCCCUCUCAGGGAACCACAUCCCUCACCUACUAAAACUUCCCAGGAGCUGCACCAAAAUUCUCAUGGAGUUACUCUUACAGAAUCAAAGCCUUUAUUACCUAAUAAACCCAAACCUCACCCCCCCAGUCUUCCAAGGCCUCCAGGCUGUCCAGCCCAGCACAGUGGAAAUGCCCCCAGUGAGUCUCCUUCUGUCCACGAGUCCCCACACCCUCCCUUGCCUGCAGCUGAGCCAGCAUCUCGGUUAUCCAGUGAUGAGGGAGAAUGUGAUGAAAAAGAAGAGCCUGUUGAAAAACUGGAUUGUCAUUAUUCAGGUCAUCAUCCUCAACCAGCCGCUUUUUGCACAUUUGGUAGUCAGCAAAUUGGAAGAGGUUAUUACGUCUUUGACAAGCGGUGGAACCACAUUCGAUGUGCACUUGACUUCAUGUUGGAGAAGCAUCUUAAUUCACAGAUGUGGAAGAAAAUUCCUCCAGCAUCCAGUAACACAGCAUCAGUCCGUGCUCCACAUCGGACAAACCUGAUGCCUGCUUCUCAGCACGGCGUCAGUGCAGCAGGGUUCCUCUUACCCACCACGGUUAUGUCAUCGCCAGCGUUGGUGUCUCCUUCCUGCGUGUCUCUGAGCGGCAAAUCGGUACCGUCCCACGGGACGACGCUAAACGCCAACCCCGCUGCUCUGGGUGCAGUGGAUCCCGUCUGCAGUAUGCAAUCAAGACAAGUGUCUUCUUCCCCUUCAACACCUACAGUGCUUUCCUCUGUACCUUCACCUAUGGCCAGCAAACCUCAGAAAAUGAAAUCCAGCAAAUCUUUUAAACCUAAGGAAUCUCCUGCUGGCAGUGGCACCUGUAACAGCAGCGGCAGCGUCAGUAGCAGCGGCGGCUCAGGAAAGAAGCGUAAAAACAGUUCCGCACUGCUCGCACCUUCUCAUUCCACAGAGUCCUUUAGAAAAAACUGUGUGGUUAACUCUGGAAACUCUGGGGCCUCCUAUCAUCCGUCAGUGACAGCUUCGUCCCACAGCGUUGGCCUCAACUGUAUGACUAGCAAAGCUAACUCUGUUAGCCUCAAACAUGACCAAUCAGGGAGGGGUCCUCCAACCGGGAGCCCUGCAGAAUCCAUAAAGAGAAUGAGUGUGAUGAUGAACAGCAGCGACUCCACGCUCUCCUUAGGGCCGUUUGUUCAUCAGUCUAGUGAGCUGACUGUAAAUUCACACAGCAGUUUUUCACAUUCACAUACUUCCCUUGACAAAUUAAUAGGAAAGAAAAGAAAGUGCUCACCUGGUUCAAGCAGCAUCAACAGCAGCAGCAGCAAAUCAAACAAAGUUGCCAAACUGACAUCGGUGAACAAUGUUCAUGCAAAACACACUGGUGCAAUCCCAGGGACGCAAGGACUGAUGAACAAUUCUCUGUUUCAUCAGCCGAAGGCCCGUCCCUGACAGCUGAAGGCACCACGGUGAGAAACAAACUGGACAGUUUUCACUACAAGCAAAACCUCCAUCUGGAUUUCUGGACUCCAAGAUGCCUUGAGUUUUCCCAACUUCCCAUGGUCCUCAGGUGUGGAAAUCUACUGGACUGUCACUUAAACAAGGAAUUUCCCUGAAGCCAUGUCUGUAGCAGUGAAUAUACUAGAAAUGGACACUGGAUGAAGUUCAGCCACAUAAUUGCUCUUAUCAGUGUUAACAGUGGUCUGGACUGUUUGCUACAAAUCUGUGAGAUUUUCCUUACAGGAGUACAUCAUCUUGCCACUAUUUGACAUAGUUUGGCUGGGCAAACGAAUGUUUUCUGGGGGGAAAUAAACAUUACUGUGGACUUAUUUUUAUACUGAUGGUGUCUUUUGUAGGUGAUAGCUAACCAGACAGACACCCUCAACGGAGAGAGGACCCCGUGACAAGGGGAAAAAUGUGUGAGGCACAAUGGAAAGAAGCCCUCAAGAAGGGAAUAUGGCUUUAGUGUUUUUAUAGCAAUGUUCCUUUAAUGGAAUAUAAAAAAUAGCACAAUUCAAAAAAUAGUCUGUUUUGCCCAGCCUUUUGCAGGUAAUUUGGGAUAAGAAGCUAUCAGGAGUUUAAAAUAAAACAAACCCAACAAAACCAGAAAAACUUGUUUGAGGCCACUGCUCAGAAAACAAGUAUAAAAAUGCCGUAUUUGUGUGAUACAAAACCUAUUUUCUAUUCUUUUGAAUGAGAUUUUAUUGUGGAAGAAAAGUUAAUUUUGUUCUUUAAAAAUUCCAAAAAUAUCAAACAGACAAAGGCUAAUAACCUCUAAAACUCUAUGCCCAAAGAACGUAUUUAUUGACCUAUACUGUAUACCACAGGCCUUUGGUUUUUUUAAAAGAAAAACUGUAUUGAUGAAAUUAGGCUGGAUUUGUCUUCCUCUUCCAGCAGAUAAAAUUAGCCCUUUUAAAAAUGAGUUUUUAAAAUAUUUAAAUAUUUUCUAACAACCAUAAAGGUCAGUUUCUUUCUGCCUUGUUUGUGUAACAAAUUUGUUGAUGUGUUAUGUCUUCUACCACUCAGUCAGAUUUCUUUUUUUAGUCAAAAUUCUGGAAUAAAUGCCAAUUUGACAGCAGAGUUCACUGUGAAGCACUGGUUUGUGCAUCACAGUCAUCCCAGGCCCGCUCAGGCUUUAGGAGCAUGGGGGGCUUUGCAGUUUUGUAUAAUCCAGCCAAUUUUUAUGAACUAUUUUGUCUUGCUUCAAAACACCUCAAAAAUUAAUUCCGCCAAAGGGCUCUUUGUAUUAUGGUUUGACUCAUCUGGAUGUUUUUAAGUUUUUAAACAUCAGGUAAAGGCUCAAAACUGACUAAACUUUUAUUAAGGGGGCAAAGCAAAGGAAGAUGAAAUCCUAACGAGGAAGAUUUUUAUUUUCUGCCUUAAAGGGGCAUCAGCUAUUGCUGAGAAGAGACAAUCUGAGCCUGUCCAGCUGUUCACGUAGCCCAGCCUUCUCCCCAUUCUGGUGGCAAGUAGUAAGUACAUCAGGGAAUCCAAAGCCACUCUGAGUAGCAGUUGCUUAGUUGUUUACCUAACGAUGCUUUCAGUUUCUCCUGAACUUCCUAUGAAAUCAUUGUAAUACAGCAAAACAACAAGAAGCCUCUAUGCAGACACUUUAGCUUUGAAUUGAUACAAAAGAUCACACUGAGAAAGCAAUGUACUAGAGACUCUUAUUAUGCAAACUUUAAAAAAAAAAAAAAACAGUAGACAGCUUUUCAGGAACAAAAGGAUUCGUAUUUAAUAGGAUGCCCUGUUGAAAGGAUUGUUAGAACUGCAAUUGGUUUAAUGUAAAAGGAACCAAAGCAAAAUGCCACGAAAAGAAAUCCAAGUGUAUUCAAUCCUGCACGUUUGAGAAAAAUCCAUGCUCUGAUGAAAGUCCCUGGGGCAGAGCUUCCACUUCAGGAUAGCAUCAGUCACAAGUGCAAUUUGACUCUUGGUAGAAACAAAGGUAAAGGAAACAGAAAUUUGGCAAGAUUGGGCGCCGGCGAGUUUGUGAUUGAACUGUCCUCUGGUUUUUAAGGUUCUGUUGAUCUGAAAGCAAAAUGGCAAAUUUGUGCUCCUUCAGUAGCAUGCAGAUGUGUACAAAAUGAAUUCCUGAUGGCUGCUCCUCCAGAGCCAGUGGGUGCAGCCACCUCCUCCAUGUGGGCUUGAGCCACUGGAGCAGAGUCCGAGCAUAAGUUCUGCCUGCCCUAGACCUGCUCUAAAUAUUAUGUUUUAGAUCUUGGUUAUAAGCAGAACAUUGUUCCUGAAGCUUUUAUUGUCACUUAGUUCUUACUGUAAAUAAUUAAGGAAGCUUAAAAUUAAUUUUCCUUGCAAAAUUGAAUUUGCAGUGGCUGGGUUGUUUCUAGACAGAUUUUGGUAUUAAUUUAAGAGAUACAGUUUUUAUAGUCUUUCCAACUUCUCGUUAUGACUCCUGCAGUUUUCUUAACCUAAAAAAUUGCUGCAAUGAUGAACAAAGAAUUAUACAAGAAAAAAAAACAUACUUUUGUAUCUUUAUUUUGGAAUUUCUUGUUCUAUUAUAAAUAUUGAAGUAUCCCUAUUUCAGAAGACAUAUUUUGUUAAUUGAUUGUACAUAUUUAAAUAUGUAUUUUUGCACAGGUCUUUUUUUCUUAUAUCCAGUUUUGGUACAAUUGAGAUCAUCUAGUAUUUAUUUAUUAAUUAAUUAAAUAAAAAAAAAAGCAAAUACCUUUUUAUAAUUUGAAGUGGUUCACUGCCAAGCCAAUAGUUAACAUGCCUACUUUGCAAUGUGAGGGAUGCCUCCGUUUUGUGAAAGCCGUGUCCCUUUUCCCUGUCUCGGGAGCGGGUGGAUCCACGCCAAGGAUGGCCGAGCCCGGAGCCCUCGAGGUUGAUGUGGCAUUGCUCCUCAGUUGCCUGACUCCCAGGAGCUCCGUUUAGUUAAGUGACACACUGCUUCUCUUUUUUUAGUGUUCGUGUGCGUGUGUGUGCGUGCGCAUCCGUGUGGGUCUCAUGUGGUUUAAAACUAACGGAAAAACUGAAAGUGCCUGAUAUAACUAGUUUUAAGCUUGGACUGUUUAGACAGCUUCUCCUUAAAAGACUUGAAUGUUCAGUUGAAAUUUUGGAGCUUGCUUUUUCCACCUAUAUGUAGUAUAUAUAUGUGUGUGUGUAUAUACACACACAUACAUAUAUCUAUAUAUCUGAAAUUGAUGAGAUGGGUUGACAAAAGAAAGCAAAUUAUACUGGUAGAUUUUGUAAAAUCUUUUAAUUUGAAUACCUUAUGUUGGAACAAUCCCAUUGAUAACUCCUAUUUAGUAUAAUGCCAAGAGUUUGAAAUAUGGUUUUAACCAGCAGUUUAUUUAACUGUCUCAUUUUGGGAAGGGGGGGAGCAAUAUUCGUUAGUCAAAUAAUUUAGAAAAUGUUCCAAAUUGUUGGUAUUCCAAAACAAUGAAAAAACCCGUAGUAAGUACCUCUUAAAAGCAUGAAAAAAAUAAAGAUGUGAUUUCCAAAUGACAUUUCUAAGGCAGUUGUCUUCCUGUAAGAGUUCUCUUGCCAAGGAAUCUCUCGUCUUUUACUCAUUCUGUCCUGGAGGAGGGAAUUGGGCUUAGAAAGAUUCUUAAAUGUUUCACUGUUCAGCAGAAAAUAAUCAUUUUUACCUUUUGUGCGAGAUAUUUUAUGUUUUAAAGAUAAUUUUGAAAUGAGCACUACAUAAUGUCAAUGUGAAUGUAGGCCUUGGAAGCAUCUUGCUCGGUGUUGAGCCUGGUUCUAAAAGCAAUCUCCUGUGUAAAAUGUGUGAAUAGUUUGAUAAUUUGUAUACAUAAUCAAGAGCAUCUGAUCAGCUGAACUCUGUGUUGGCUGCUGUAUAGUACAUGAACAAAUGUCAUGGGAUAGAAAAAUUACUUUGGAUAUUUAAAAGAAAAAUAAAUAUAUAGUCUAUUUGUUUUGUAACAAGUUUCUGUAAAUAAAAUAAUUUAUACUAUUUA